AUGUCGAAACCUCGACGUACAAAAGACAAGACAACUUCGCGAAUAGAAAGUCCAGAAAUCGUAUCGGCGUACGAGAGCGUCCUAGCAAAAUUCGAGAGCAUCAACACAGGCGAUCGUCAACUCGAAGAUGCUGCAAAUGCCCUGUUGGUCCCAGCGGCAUCCGCAGCGAGGAUCAUCCAACGACCCGACCUUGCGAGUAUACCAAAAGAUAGUCAGAGAAGCAGAGAGCUCCUUGGGUUGCAAGAACUGGUGAUGGGACUAGUGACACCGGAUUACUCGUUCAACAUGCAAGAGAUGGGUGUCUUCGGGACGAAGCUUACCGGCACCCAGGCCCUGAUCAACCAGUGGGAGACAGACCUGACGGCCAGCAAGCUCACCAAAGAGAUGCCACGUCUAUUAGUCAAUGCCAGUACCCAAUCUGACAGCAAGCCAACGGGCAGAAAUACACACCAGCUUGACACCCAGACGUCGGGUCCGGGCCAAGAGACUAUCGUUGUUGGGCACACUGGGGCGAGGAAACGACGCAAGCUUGUUGACCAAGGAGCAUCUCAAGGCAGCCUUGGAAUGGAGUGUUCACCCAACGACCGGAGCGAGGUCGAGCCAACAGCGACAGCAGACCCUUUCCUGCGCGCUUCCCACAUUUUCAGCUUCCAGUCUUUGGACACCGUUGGUGAACUCGUCACUCCUUUCGGCUUUGCCUCUCCGCCCCAACCCGAGUCCACCCCAGGUUUCCGUAGGCCUGCGACCCCGCAUCGUCCCAAUCCUUGGGCACCCGUCGCUGAAAUUUCCUCAACCCUACCAUAUGAGUGGUCUACCCCUUCAAGAAGACCGAUAGUACCACGAUUGUUACCGAGAUCCGAUGCAGGCGCACUGAAGAAGGCUCCGCUUGUAUUCCUCAGUACGACCCCCGCACCAGUAGCACCAUCAAUGGCGCCAAUAGGUGCCAUCGAAGCCCUGAGAGAGUCUACGGCCGUCCCAGAACGUACUGUCGUUGCGCCAAGGCAGAGUUCUACCGCGCCAGAGGUAUCGAGAACACCAUCAAGCAAGAAGCCAACACCAAAAGCAAUCCCGACCGCGUUUUUGAGGACGCCAUCCCCACCAGGCAAGGCUGUAAUUCCGUCAGGAUCAGCUUUGUUGUCGCCAACAAAGGCUGCAAUGCUGACAACAAAACUUCCAAGACUGUCAGCAAACCUCUCGACGCCGCAAGCAGAUCCUCCAGCGCCGCAAGGAGAUCUUCCAACGCAGCAAGCCAGACCUCCAACGCCGCAAGCAGAUCAUCCAACACAGCAAGCAGAUCCUCCAACACAGCAAGCAGAUCUUCCAACGCUCCGAGCAAAGCCUUCAGCGCCGCAAACGGGUACCCCAACAGAACAAGUGAAACCCCCAACGCUGCAAGUGGAAGGUUGUCGAUCAUCAGCGCAGUAUGGACUUAACGAGUGGUCUGUCCGCGACGGAAGUCCGUUCCCAAAGAAUUUCAUUGCGUCAGAUCCAAGCGACAAUGAAGGCGGAGGCUUUGAGCCACACGAGAACCCAUUCUCCGAUGACGGGAUCCUACCAAGGGAAGACACGCCGCCAGUACCCGAGGAGCGUGAGAGUGCCAUCCAAGAGUCGCAUAGUCAAAGCGAAGCAGCUUCUGUUACACCAGCACCGCCACGGAAACAACCAAUAGCUGCAAUCAAACGACAUGAGCGGCGACCCCAGGCGUCUAGUAACACCAAGAAGACGCGCGACAGAGAAGUUCCUGUCAAGAAGGCGGGAAAGAAGAGGAAGCGAGGUCCAGUUCCGAAAGAGAAGAAGAUAACACAACUAGACAAAUUUCUAUAUGUUGCUAAGCACGCGCACGAUACCCAAGGAGAGCUGAAACCACUUCGGGAUGGACCACGGGAGCUCGUGAUGUCCCUGAACACCGCACUUGACACGGUGUUCAACUACAACACCGCUUAUUUCAACAAGGCCUGCACGAUAACAGAUCCGAGCAACCACAGAACCUAUGUUGAAAGCGAGAGGUGCGUAGCCCAUCAUUUGAUAAGCCACGGGAAAAGCGGAAAGACGAAGGCAACUUCUGAAGAGAAGGAAGUACACGCCUGCAACUCUUGCUCCAGCGCACGACGCCCCUGCGUGAAGCUGGAGUGGCGUGACACAGACCCGUACAGCGAUGCCAUAUUAGUCUUUUAUCCGCGUUCCGAUGACGACCGACCGGAAGGCGCAACGUGGGAUGGCGAGAGCUUCUGGCUAUAG
This is a messenger RNA of Alternaria viburni, 2238 nucleotides long. RefSeq lists its product as uncharacterized. NCBI's taxonomy places the organism in Eukaryota, Fungi, Ascomycota, Dothideomycetes, Pleosporales, Pleosporaceae. The transcript has a single exon. The record is from RefSeq and is a predicted model, not a curated record. Bases 1 to 2238 code for a protein of 745 amino acids.